AUGACUUCUUACGGGGAUGUCAGGAAGAUCAUUGAAGAUGUUUUCAUGAUUGCCAAAACUGUCAAGACAGUCUACAAGGCCGAAGAGGAGCUCAAAGAGCUCACAAAGGAGACUGAAAUCCUGAGUAACAUGGCAGACGAUGUUCAGAAAAGCGGAAGCAAUUUUGAAUCAAACAAAGAUUUUCAGAGCGCCCUCGAAGAAACAAAUGAUUUGAUCGCAGACCUCAAACAACACCUUGAGAAGAGAAAAAAGACAAUCGACAAGUUUUUGGAGAAAUUGAAGUGGCCAACCCGAAAGAGUGAUUUCAAGCAGGAUCUUGACAAGGCUCGCCGGCUAACCAACCUCCUUUCGCAAAUGAACAUGACCCUUUCUAUUCGGCAUAUUUCGGAUAUAAAGCAAGAUGAGCUUGUCGAUGAUUUCAUCAAGCGCUGGACACCACCUAUGGCAGCAGAGUUGCUUGGAGCCUAUCCACGUGUGCAAGUUACAGAAGGAACCGGCCAGUGGAUUCUGAAUAACGGCCAGUAUCGAAAUUGGGAACAAUCAGGAAACGGUGUUCUUUGGAUCAAUGGAUUGCAGGGAUGUGGAAAAACAGGACUUGCGAUCACGAUAGACGAUCGGCUCAGGGCCCGCCAACAACAACGUCAUGGACCCAAUUCUCUAGCCACCCAAGUCGCCGCAGUAUUCUGCUAUCACCAAAUUGAUGGCAUGCGAAAUCUACAAGACCAUAUGGAGAUACUGAUGAGCUUGUGGGUCCAGCUGGUCAAGUCAAAACCAGAAUGUCGCCAAGACAUUGCGUGGAUCAAGAACUCCAAAGACGAUCACGACCCUGCCAUCCUUACAGGUCAAAGAAGACUGAAGGUUCAGAGAGAGCUACUCCAACACGCUUUGAAACACUCCGGCAACACUGUUCUUAUACUCGAUGGGCUCGACGAGGUUCCCAGAAACCUCCAACGCAACGUAAUUCAGGAUCUGAGAAGCCUUCAGCGGGAGAAUGGUUAUUGCCGAAUCUUGAUAACUUCUCGGCCGUACGAUAGUAUCGCGAGGAUUUUCAAGAACGAUCCGCAGGUGUACAUGGAAGCACCAGAUGUUGAUCUUACGCUAUACAUGGAGGAACGUUUCUCUCGACAAGACUGGGACUAUCACUGCGAAUUCAGGUCUCGUGAUAUCAUCGAAAUUCUACUUGAGAAAUGCCAGAAAUCGUUCAUAUUGACUCAACUCAUCAUGGACGAAGUGGAGAGAGCCGACAGCAAAGCUCACUGCGAGCGAAUAAUCUCUGAGCUGCCUUCCACAGUCGAUGAAGCGUACAGACGGGGCAUCAAUCGCCUUAAAGCCGAGUCUUCUUCUGACGGGUUAGUUGAUGGUCUUCCAUGUAUGUCCAUCCAGGCAUUAUUCUGGGUAGCCUUUGCACCAAGCUCAAUGACAGGGGAUCAUCUGGAGCAUGCACUCGCAAUUGCCGACAGUAGCCCGAAUUCCAUUUCAAAGGUGCGAAUGUGGAGGGAACGCGGCAUUGACAGUCAAACUGGAAAACUAGUCGUGGUUGACCCUGCGCACGGAACACUUAUCAUAGCACACAAAACCCUCACCAGCUAUCUGACGAAAAGCGAAACGCGCUUAGAGUUCUUUCCAACAAUUCAUGAGCAUAUCCACGUAGUCCAAUUGAAGUGCCUUCUUGCAGACCAUUGCAAGUCAGAGGUGCUGGCAGAGACUGAGGCGGAAUACUUGCAGCAAUACCCCUUGCUACCUUAUGCACUGCGGAACUGGGGAGACGAGUUAGCAAGAGUGUUAGAGCCGGAUACUCUACUAUGGCGCAGCACUGAAGCGUUCUUGGGUACAUCUUUCCACGAAUGGAACAAAUUUGUCAAACAUCAUAUCAUUCAAGUCUUGAUAAUGAAGUCAACACCUUUCUUAAGACCAUCACAUGUCACGAGACAACAAAUUAUGGACGUUGGCAGCAUUGACGGGCUUUACUGGGCAGUAAUCUUUGACCUACAAGGGCUGGUUCCCGUUUGGAUCGAUGUCGAUACCGAGUGCUUGGUUAAAGACCCCAUUCCAACAACGCCUCUGGGGCUUGCCGCUGUUCUUAAAAAUGUGCCUAUGGUCAAAUUGUUGAUCAAACAUGGCGCGCAGGUCAAUAUCACUCAGCGGACAAAUAUACUUGUCAAGCCCCCCUUAUAUGAUGCUGUUUUUGCAGGUUCUGUGUCGGCAGCCGAAUUGCUUUUACAGAACGGUGCAGAUAUGACUUCGCGUAGGGGCUUCGAUGACGUGUCACCACUUGAUCUUGCCUACGAAUCAUAUGGUUAUAGAAAAUCAGAACUCCUCAUUUCCUAUUUUCCAGGCUUGAAUGGAACGAGUGCACAAGUGCUUCAGUUCCUCGUCAAAUCAAGCUAUGUCAAAGAACUGCGCGACGCAAUCCGAGGAGGCAUGGAUAUUAACCAUCCAUGUGAAAAUGGGAAAAGGGCCCUUGAUUAUGCCUUGGAGAUGGAACAUGGUGAGAUCAUCAAGCUUCUGAGACACAACGGGGCAAUUUCCAAUUUGCAUUGGCCGGCUGAAAAGACGAAGCUCUGUCCAUACCCUAUGAAUCUACGCGAACCUAUAGCAACCCCUCUUGUUUCGAUCGAAAAGGAAUAUGAUCAAGAAGCGUUAAUAUCUCACGGCAAAGAACAGCGCGACCUAAUACUGGAAAUUCCCAUCCAUAAUAAUUGCCCAAUUCGAAGUAUCGUUUUUGAGACAAUAACGGCUCAUGAAGGCAAGGACGAGAAUAUAAAAUCAAGAAGAAACACCGAAAAGAUUCAUGGUUCAGGGGAAUUUGCACGGUUCUCAAGCUCCCAGACUGCAUACAAACAUAUGGAACUUGUCUGA
This is a messenger RNA of Fusarium pseudograminearum CS3096, 2859 nucleotides long. RefSeq lists its product as uncharacterized. Lineage: Eukaryota; Fungi; Ascomycota; Sordariomycetes; Hypocreales; Nectriaceae. The transcript has 5 exons. The coding region runs from base 1 to 2859 and encodes 952 amino acids. The record is from RefSeq and is a predicted model, not a curated record. Gene Ontology annotation, molecular function: protein binding.